AUGCCCUCCGUCGACAACCCCAGUCCCCCUAAAGAUCUCUCUCAAGAUAUCACAGCUCUACGUUCGCUAGUCGAAGAAGCCAUUGGAGACGGUAACGAUGUUAUCGUGAUACCCCAUAGCUGGGCUGGCCUCGUUGCCGGCUCUGGGUUAGUCGGGAUGAGCAAGAAGGAAAGGGAAGCGGUAGGCAAAAGAGGCGGUGUCGUAAGGACUGGCUAUAUCACCAGUUUUCUCUUACCUGAAGGAGUCGGUAUCUCGGAUGUAGGCCGGGGCCAAGGCCAGCCUCCGGACUGGAUCAAACUUGAGGGGAAUCAGUUGAUCUAUACUGACCCCGACGUCUUCUACAAAGAUCUCCCCGAAAACGAAUCUAAGCACUGGUUCUCGCUUGUCAAGACUCAUGGAGUUGGGUCUGCCGCGGCCAAGGCGACGGGUACAGCGUGGAAAGUCAUCCCAACAAGCUACCUACUUUGUGAAGAAGAUCUCGCCAUUGCUCCGGAGACACAGGAGGGGAUGAUCCAGGUUGCCAAGGCCGCUGGCGCUGACAUCGAUGUGACCAGGAUCAAGUCCAGUCAUAGUCCUUUCCUUAGCAAGAUAGACGAGACUGCUCAAUGGGUUCGCCGUGUCGCGGGCGAGAAAGUGUAG
Molecule: messenger RNA, 639 nt
Organism: Alternaria postmessia
Lineage: Eukaryota; Fungi; Ascomycota; Dothideomycetes; Pleosporales; Pleosporaceae
Exons: 1
Coding region: 1-639 (212 amino acids)
Source: RefSeq, a predicted model, not a curated record